AUGGCAACCAUUAUCGCGUCCGAGAUAAACAUUUGUGCUAUUGCGGCGGAGUGGAUACUCGCGACAUCUGUCGCUGCAACACUCUUUAAGCCCACUCUGCGCACAGCCUCUUUAACUCGGAGGCUGCUAGAGCGACUCGCUGGUACUCUGUCUGGUGCAUGA
Molecule: messenger RNA, 162 nt
Organism: Plasmopara halstedii
Lineage: Eukaryota; Oomycota; Peronosporomycetes; Peronosporales; Peronosporaceae
Exons: 2
Coding region: 1-162 (53 amino acids)
Source: RefSeq, a predicted model, not a curated record